Messenger RNA from Phycomyces blakesleeanus NRRL 1555(-), 798 nucleotides. RefSeq lists its product as hypothetical. Gene Ontology annotation, biological process: uroporphyrinogen III biosynthetic process. The record is from RefSeq and is a predicted model, not a curated record. Gene Ontology annotation, molecular function: uroporphyrinogen-III synthase activity. Bases 1 to 798 code for a protein of 265 amino acids. Lineage: Eukaryota; Fungi; Mucoromycota; Mucoromycetes; Mucorales; Phycomycetaceae. The transcript has a single exon.
AUGUCUUUACCACAAACUUGGGUAUUCAAAGUCAAGGCAAUUGACAAACCAGACGACUAUGAUGUCCAGUUUACCAAACACGGAUACCCACAUACCUUUAUACCCGUCCUCGACCACAAAUCAACCUCUCUUCAGACCCUGGCAGAAAUCUUUUCACUAGGCCCUAUUCACUGCAACCAUCUCGGUCUAGUCAUAACCUCCCAGCGAGCAGUCGAAACCAUCUCAAGGGUACUCUGGACCCUAAAUCUUUCCCCUGAAGUCAGGGCUGCCUGGUCUGCCUUACCGAUCUUUGUAGUCGGGCCACGUACGGCAAAUGAUUUGCGCCAAAUCGCCUUGUUUUCCAACUCAAACCUGACGAUUGCUGACAUGGCCACAGAACUCUGUGACGCAAUUGAAGCCAGAUACCCGAACCACAAAGAUCAGUCAAUCAACCAAUCCCUAUUGUUCCUCUCGGGUGAUAAGCGACGAGAUGUAAUUCCACGUCGCAUGGCAAAGGCAUCAAUCAAGGUCCAUGAAAUCAAAGCCUACGAAACCUGUCCACACCCUUUGUUAGACCAGAGUUUGCGUGACAUCAAUCCAUCUCCAGAGGACUGGGCUGUCUAUUUCAGUCCCUCGGGAAUUCGUUAUGUUUGCCAGUCUAUCAAACAAUUGCCAAUCACCAAAUUGGCUGCUAUCGGGCCUACCACUGCAGAGUACCUAGAAAAAGAACUUGGUCUGAAAGUACACGUGGUGGCUGAUCACCCUGAUGCAGUCCAUUUAGUCAAUUCAAUGGCUACUUAUGACGCCAGCUCAACCUAA